This is a messenger RNA of Heterocephalus glaber (naked mole-rat), 978 nucleotides long. Its product is annotated as protein sprouty homolog 4-like. The record is from RefSeq and is a predicted model, not a curated record. NCBI's taxonomy places the organism in Eukaryota, Metazoa, Chordata, Mammalia, Rodentia, Bathyergidae. Gene Ontology annotation, cellular component: membrane; cytosol. Gene Ontology annotation, biological process: multicellular organism development; negative regulation of fibroblast growth factor receptor signaling pathway; negative regulation of Ras protein signal transduction.
CUGCGGCUCCUCAAGGUCUCUAGAAGCCUGUUUCUCGGCGCAGUCCGGGACCUCCAGCCCCAUGGAGGCCCCGAUUCCACAGAGCGUCCCUUUGACUCCCAACUCAAUCAUGGUGCAGCCCCUUCUGGACUGCCAGAUGCCCCACAGCCGGCUCCAGCACCCUCUCACCAUCCUGUCCAUCGACCAGAUGAAGACCAGCCACGCGGAGAAUAACUACAUAGACAACCCUGGCCUGACUCCCCCAACCGGCCCUAAGCAGACCCAGGGUGGGGCUCCAGAGCUGGCCCUGACACCGGCCCGCUGUUACCAGGAUGUCACCCACCACUGGCUCUCCUUCAGAGGAUGCCCCAGCUCUAUGAGCAGCAGCAGUAGCACCUCCUCUGACCGGCGGCUCCUGGACCACACAGCCCCACCGCCUGUGGCUGAGCAGUCCUCGCCCAGGGCUGUGAGCCUUCAGCCUAAGCUGGUCCACUGUAAGCCACUAGACCUCAAGAGCCCAGAGGCCCCACCAGAGCUGGACAAGCACUUCUUGCUGUGCGAGGCCUGUGGGAAAUGCAAAUGUAAGGAGUGUGCGCCCCCCCAGCCGUUGCCUUCCUGCUGGGUCUGCAACCAGGAGUGCCUGUGCUCAGCCCAGACCCUGGUCAACUACGGCACAUGCAUGUGCCUGGUGCAGGGCAUCUUCUACCAUUGCACCAAUGAGGACGAUAAGAGCUCCUGUGCCGACCACCCCUGUUCCUGUUCCCCUUCCAACUGCUGGUCCUGCUGGUCUUUCAUGGGUGCCCUCUCCAUGGUGCUGCCCUGCCUGCUCUGCUACCUGCCCACCACCGGCUAUGUGAAGCUGGCCCAGCGUGGCUACGACCGCCUGCACCGUCCUGGUUGCCGCUGCAAGCACACGAACAGUGUCAUCUGCAAGGCAGUCAGUGGGGACGCCAAGGCCAGCAGACCCGACAAGCCUUUCUGACACUUUGGGUUGAACCC